AUGGCAGACGCUACUCCAGCUACCCCUCACGAGAAGAAGAAAGUCAAACCUAAGGGUGAGAAGAAGCCGAAGACAGUUCCAUCGCAUCCCGUUUAUGCUGCCAUGAUUAAGGCGGCCAUUAAGGAACUUAAGGAUCGCAAAGGAGCCUCAAAGCAAGCUAUCUCGAAGUUUAUCCAGCAGAAAUACAAGCUCAGUGAUAAUGACAAGAAGAUCAAUGCCCAUCUUCGUAUGGGUCUUAAGAAAGGUGUUAGCAGUGGAACACUCAAACAAACUAGUGGAAGCGGAGCUAGCGGCCGAUUCCGUUUGGCCGAAAAAGGCGAAGGCGCUGAAAAUGUGAAGCCAAAGGUCGCCAAGAGAUCGAAGUCGGCCGGAUCACCCAGAAAAGCGGCAGCGAAACCAAAAAAGGUCAGGAAAGAAAAAUGCGAUUCAAUUCCAGUUGUUAAGGCUAAGACUCCAAGAAAAUCGAAGUCCCCGAAGAAGGCUGCCAAGUUGUUGUCGCCGAAGAAGUCGAUUGUUAAGAAAACCACGAAGCCGAAAUCUCCGAAAAAGCCAACCGUAAAGAAAGCAGCUGCUCCGAAAGUGUAA
Molecule: messenger RNA, 585 nt
Organism: Angiostrongylus costaricensis
Lineage: Eukaryota; Metazoa; Nematoda; Chromadorea; Rhabditida; Metastrongylidae
Source: the annotation of a GenBank genome assembly